Messenger RNA from Trichomonas vaginalis G3, 426 nucleotides. RefSeq names its product protein of unknown function, DUF4106 family. The record is from RefSeq and is a predicted model, not a curated record. Lineage: Eukaryota; Parabasalia; Trichomonadida; Trichomonadidae. The transcript has a single exon. Bases 1 to 426 code for a protein of 141 amino acids.
AUGGCUACAAAACAUAUAUUUGGAAACGAGCUUAUUCCAUAUGGACAAGCUCUGUUUGAAGAGCUUGAACCGGAAACUCAGGAAAGAGUCAUGCAAACAAUAAGCGAAGACUCAAAUACAAACUAUGACAAAAUCUUUCUAGGAUAUAGGUUACCUGAGAUGGGCGACCAGAGCCCAAAGGCAAAAAGGACAUGGGAAAUUUACAACAUACUAGGUGAACAUGAGGCAAAGAUGCAACAACUUGAAGCAGAGGGCAAGUUACCAAAAGCGACACCAAAGAAGAAGAGAAGAGUAGAACAAAGUGAAAGUAGUGAAGAAGUAACUUCAUCUAGUGAAAGUAGUGGCAAUGAAGGAAAAAGAAGAGUUAAAAACUCAGUCAGGAAGAAAGUAAAGCUUGGUCCGAGUGGGUUCUAUUAUGACACAUAA